Molecule: messenger RNA, 372 nt
Organism: Lathyrus sativus (Indian pea)
Lineage: Eukaryota; Viridiplantae; Streptophyta; Magnoliopsida; Fabales; Fabaceae
Source: the annotation of a GenBank genome assembly
AUGGAUCCAUACACGUUGGCAAAGGCAUUUGUGGAGCACUACUACACCACCUUCGACAGCAAACGUGCUGGACUUGCCACUCUUUACAAAGAAGGAUCCAUGCUUACCUUCAAAGGUCAGAAGAUUCAAGGUUCCCCCAACAUCGUCGCCAAGCUCACUUCACUCCCUUUCCAGCAGUGCCAUCACACCAUCACCACCGUCGAUUGCCAACCCUCCACUGUCAACGAUGGCAUGCUUGUCUUCGUCAGCGGUAACCUUAAACUUGGCGGUGAACAACACGCCCUCAAUUUCAGUCAGAUGUUCCAUUUGAUACCGAAACCGCAAGGAAGCUAUUAUCUGCAUAAUGACAUAUUCCGUUUGAACUAUGCCUGA